UCUCAUUAGAUUCAGUCUCACUUUAUUCCUUCUGCAUGUUGAUGUUUGGGCGACUUAGACGGGUUCCUUUUGGUUUAUUGUUUCAGUUUUUCUUUUCUCUUUUAGGAGAUGUAAUUCAUUAGUUCUACUUGAUAUCCUGUUUUUCUAUAGUUGGAGUGAAUUAGAUUCAAGGGUCCUCUUUGAGUGAUCCUUUUCCAUGGGCUUCCAUCAUAUUUGCCGUUUGUAUGACUUGUAAGAUCCACUGUUCUCUUUUGGUUCACUCCUUUUUUGCUUUUUGAUUUUAUGUUCAGUGUUUGGUUUGGGUUCAUGGAUUAUUUUUGUAACACUGUCCUCACAAUGUUUGGUUGAUUUAGAUUCAUGAAUGAUGUUUAUAUCCUCCCUUUGACGUCCUAGUAAUAUAGAAAUAUGGAUUCUCUUCGUUUCCUUUGUAUUUUUGUGGCUUUGCAUGGUUGAGAUUCAUUAUUGAUUCUCUAUGUUUCCUGCGUUUCAUGGAUUUGUUUAGUUUAGAUUCCUGGCCUCUCUUUGUUUCCUGUGUAUUUUGUGGCAUUUCUUAAUUUGAAUUCAUCUUUCUCAUCAUUAUCUGCCAUAUGUUGUUUGCGGGAUCUAAAUUCAUCCGCAUAGGCAUUCUACCUUGACAUUUUGGCAGGUUAGGGCAGGUUGAGAAUGCCCGAAAACACUUGUAUUCCGGGCAGAUGCCAGAUGCUGCCGAGUUGCAAAAAUUGCAGGCAGUGGAGAGGCAUCUGAGCAGAUGCAUGGAUGCUCGUAAGAUAGGAGAUUGGAAGAGUGCAUUGAGGGAAGGUGAUGCUGCCAUCGUGGCUGGAGCUGAGUCUGCUCUGCAGCUCUUUGCAUUGAGAGCAGAAGCCCUUCUCAAGCUCCAUCAACUUGAAGAUGCUGAUUCCGCCCUAUCAAGCGUGCCUAAGUUUGAACCAUCUCCCCAGUCCUGCUCCCAGAUCAGGUUCUUUGGAAUGAUCUGUGAUUCUUAUCCGUUCUUUGUCCGCGCCCAGGUCGAAAUGGCUAUGGGAAGGUUUGAGAGUGCAGUUGUGGCUGCUGAGAAAGCUGGGCAUAUUGAUCCUCGAAACAUUGAAGUUGCGGUAUUACUGAACAAUGUGAGAUCCGUAGCGAAAGCCCGGGUCCAUGGGAAUGAUCUCUUUAAUGCAGGUAAGUUUGCCGAAGCUUGUGCAGCCUAUGGAGAAGGCCUCAAGUUCCAUCCCUCCAACCCUGUUCUCUAUUGCAAUAGAGCGGCUUGCAGAUCCAAGCUCGGGCAAUGGGAGCUGUCUGUCGAAGACUGUAACGAAGCUCUGAGAAUCCAUCCCAGGUACACCAAAGCUCUCCUUCGACGUGCUGCCUCCAACGACAAGCUUGGACGGUGGGCUGAAUCUGUUCGAGAUUAUGAGGUACUGAUAAAUGAACUUCCGGGUGACAAAGAAGUAGCUGAAGCUCUGUUCCAUGCACAAGCUGCAUUGAAAAAAUCCCGCGGUGAGGAAGUUUAUGACAUGAAGUUUGGUGGUGAAGUCGAGGAAAUUUCGUGCAUUGAGCAGUUUAGGGCGAUAAUAUCUUCACCUGGAAUUUCAGUAGUCCAUUUCAAGAUGGCAUCAAACCAGCAAUGUGAGCAGAUAUCUCCCUUCGUUGACAUGCUCUGUGUCAGAUACCCAUCUGUGAGUUUUUACAAGGUGGACAUCAAGGAGAACACUGCAGUGGCCAAUGCCGAGAAUGUGAGGAUCGCUCCGACAUUCAAGAUCUACAAAAACGGGGCCCGGGUGAAAGAGAUGAUUUGUCCGAGCCAGCAGGUAUUGGAAUUCUCGGUGAGGCAUUACAGCUUUUAGAAUAAUCCAUUCUUUCUUUGGUGAGACGACGAACUCCACCUUUCCAAUUCAUACAAACUACAUUCCUAUUACAAGCGAGCUACAUAAUAAUUUCAUAGAGCCGAGGCCAAACCAGAGAGGCAGCUUUAAGUUUUUCUUUUUCAUUUUUUCUGUGUUAUAUAUUCUUUCCAUUUUUGUCACUCUGGUUUUAUAUUUCCUGUCCCCCCCUUUUUGCUUAAGCCAGCCUUAUUCUUAUACAUCCUCCCCCUCGUACCUUCCUCAUCUUGCAAGGAAAUGAGAGAAACAGACAUUUAGAAUUCAUUGGCUUUUGUACUUAGAUUUUGAAAGCAGGAGAAGAGAGAGAGGGUUGGUAGAGACUUUGUACAUGUACAUAAAAUGACAUAUCAGUACUGGUGUGCAUUAGGGAUUUAGUGAAGCAAUGAUGUUCAAUGAAGAAACAUUUGUUCGA
Magnolia sinica is the source of this 2271-nucleotide messenger RNA. Its product is annotated as TPR repeat-containing thioredoxin TTL1-like. The transcript has 6 exons. Bases 693 to 1823 code for a protein of 376 amino acids. Gene Ontology annotation, molecular function: protein binding. The record is from RefSeq and is a predicted model, not a curated record. NCBI's taxonomy places the organism in Eukaryota, Viridiplantae, Streptophyta, Magnoliopsida, Magnoliales, Magnoliaceae. Gene Ontology annotation, cellular component: cytoplasm.